UACGAGGCAUCGAGGCGUGAGCAAGGAGUAUAUAGUUGUUUUUACCUACUAUAUAAUAUGCUAAAAGUAGAUCGUACUGUCCGUAGCGUAGACUGCAUGUAGAGUCACAUAUAUUAAUUGUUAAUAAAUCAAGUGUUUCGUUAUUUUAUUGGUAAAUUGUAAUUAUAUAUCAUGUAUUUAUUUGCGUGGAUUUUGGCGAUUUUGGUGAUAAGGGAAGCCAAGUGUAUUGUGAUUGAUUUAAGUCAUGGCUAUCRAAAUCAAUCUACUACCUGUUGGACCACAUCGCAACGGUUCGAAAUAUUUGGAGCUAAGAGAGGCACAGGACCCAAUGGAUGGUAUUCAACACAGAGCUUUUCAAUGUCUGAACAUUGUGGUACUCAUUUAGAUGCACCUUAUCAUUUUUAUCAGGACGGAUGGAAAUUGGAUGAUAUUCCACUGGAACGCAUGGUAGUUGAAGGUGUGCAUCUAAAUGUCAGUCAUGAAGUAAAUGGAAACAGUGACUUUUUACUUACGGUCGAUCAUUUGAAGCAAUGGGAACACGACAAUGGUCCACUUCCACAACGUUCUGUGGUAUUAGUCAAUUUCGGUUGGGCUCAUAAGUUUGGCAAUUAUCAACUGUACUAUAAUAAUGUUACCGAGAGAUCAGUAUUAAGUUUUCCAGGAUUAUCUAAAGACGCAGCACAAUGGAUUGUCGAUUCUAAAAAAGUAUUCGGCCUAGGAGUAGAUGGCCCGAGUGUUGAUCCGGGUAUUUCAACAUCAUUUGAUGUGCACAAAAUACUGUCUAAAGCCAAUUUAUAUAAUCUCGAAAACGUAGCUUUAAAUGGUACGACAUUACCAUCGAGAGGAUUCAAACUUAUUAUYCAACCAAUCAAGAUUCUAGGAGGUACUGGAGGACCUUGUCGGAUAUUAGCUUUUACCAAUAAUACAUUUGAAAAGUGAUUGAGUCUUGACUUAAAUUAUGACAAUAUCAUUUAUUAUUGAUUGUCAUCUUUCAAAUAAGUUAUAAAAGGGUAAAUUACGUAAAAUUCUAUGUAUUUGUAAUUUCUUCCGUAUGAUAAAAUAAUUUAAAUACAUAGAUACCAAUACCUUCUUCA
Messenger RNA from Diuraphis noxia (Russian wheat aphid), 1094 nucleotides. RefSeq lists its product as uncharacterized. Gene Ontology annotation, molecular function: arylformamidase activity. The record is from RefSeq and is a predicted model, not a curated record. NCBI's taxonomy places the organism in Eukaryota, Metazoa, Arthropoda, Insecta, Hemiptera, Aphididae.